Onychostoma macrolepis is the source of this 3105-nucleotide messenger RNA. RefSeq names its product gastrula zinc finger protein XlCGF8.2DB-like. The transcript is spliced from 2 exons. Gene Ontology annotation, molecular function: DNA-binding transcription activator activity, RNA polymerase II-specific; RNA polymerase II cis-regulatory region sequence-specific DNA binding. The coding region runs from base 1127 to 2278 and encodes 383 amino acids. NCBI's taxonomy places the organism in Eukaryota, Metazoa, Chordata, Actinopteri, Cypriniformes, Cyprinidae. The record is from RefSeq and is a predicted model, not a curated record. Gene Ontology annotation, biological process: regulation of immune system process; negative regulation of transcription by RNA polymerase II; regulation of cytokine production. Gene Ontology annotation, cellular component: nucleus.
AGGUGGUGAUGCGGCCACGAUGCGAAGCAGUAUCAUCUCAGUAGCCAUUUUUCCAUCCAAAGUUGCGAAUCAAUUUAACUUGUGCGCAAAAUAGGAAUAUCGCAUAAAACAUUUGCGAACAAGCAAAGUUUCCAGCCAUCCAACGAGUCGAAGAGAAAGUCGUCACUUCCUGAUAAACUGCCACUAAAUAUCACUUAAGAAAAUGAGGUGAUCAGAGCGAGCAGACGAAACAAUAUAAAUGCGGUCAUUGCUUUUGGAGGUGGAUGCGACAGUUCUGGGAGGUAAUUAUACAGAAAUACUUUGAUGACAGACUUUGCUCGGGCAUUUCAGAAUGAACAUAACAUUUCAGAUGCUGUGCAAUGAGAUCGGUCCGCUGUUAGUCAGGUUUUGCCAUCCCAUUGCGCAAAGUCACAUGACUUUUUUGUUGCGCAUAAUUUAUUCGGCAAAUGUGUUUCUGUCUCCCAAUAUUCACAUUAAUUAUUUUUCGCACAAGUAAAAACCCAACUCAAGUGAGUGUAAAAUUUUUUGCGAUCAAGGGAUUUCUUUUUUCAAAACUUGCCAAUUCCAGUGCUUGUUUCUGAUGCGAUACUUUAAAAUGCGCAUUAAAAAGGGUGAUGGAAGCAUAGCUACUGAGUGUUGACAAUGGCUGCACGAUAAAUCACAAUUAAUAUUAGGCAAAAGCUACGAUAUUCAUGUAGGCAUCUUGUCAGUGAAGCACGGUUCUGUGAUCAGCAGUAAAUCUCCAUCCGAAGGCCAGAGGGCGCUCACGCGCGGAAACCCCACAUACACCCCGCAGAAGAAAUCCAGGAAAUCCCUAUAGCUGCAGCUGAAUAAACUGAAGAUUUAAAUGCUUUCAUUGAUUCAACUUGACUAAUAAGCACACGACUACGACAAUAUAUUUGACAACUUUAUUAUCACAGCGCGAUUUCAUAAUAUCAAUGAUAUUGUCUGCGAUUUAUUUUUAUUUAUUUUUUUGUGUAGCUUGUCAGUGAACUACGGCUCUGUGUAGUAAAUGCUGCUCCAUCUAAAAGCACGUGAUGGAGAUUUACUACUAAUCACAGAACCAGCUUUAUUGACAAGAUGCGCAUGACUAUCACAUGCGAUUUAUCGUGCAGCCAUAGCGUUUAUGACCUUUUACGCAUGCACAGUAAGAGACAACCUGAUAGAAGUGAAAGAAGAAAGUGAAGAACUGACUGAAGUGCGUGAGAUGCAUCAAAAUCAGGACCAAAAAACACCUCACAAACCCGGAACCAACAAUUCAUUCAUCUGUCCUCAGUGUGGGAAGAGUUUCACACAGAAAGCUCACCUGAAGGAUCACAUUCGCAUUCACACCGGAGCGAGGCCUUUCAGGUGCGUUCAAUGCGGAAAGGAUUUCACACAAAAAACAAACCUCAAGGAGCACAUGAGAAUUCACACCGGUGAGAAACCCUUCACGUGCCAGCAGUGCGGAAAGAGCUUCACGCAAAAAGGCCAGCUUAAGAAUCACGUCCGAAUUCACUCCGGAGAAAAGCCGUAUGCGUGCCAACAGUGCAGACGGAGUUUCACGCAAAAAGGCCAGCUGAAAAACCACAUCAGAAUUCACUCUGGUGAACGGCCUUUCGUUUGCUUACAGUGCGGAAAGAGUUUUUUGCAUAAAGGAACCCUUAAGGAUCACAUGCGUAUCCACACCGGCGAGCGGCUGUUCACGUGCCCUCAGUGCGGGAAGAGUUUCACUCGUAAAGACAUCCUGAAGAAUCACCUGCGCAUUCAUUCCGGAGAAAAGCCCUUCAUAUGCCUUCAGUGCGGGAAGAGUUUCACGAAAGCGGUGUAUCUCAGGAUCCAUCAGCACUCUCAUUCCGAAGAACGACCGUUUGACUGCCAUCAGUGUGGAAAAAAAUUCAUUUCUGCAUUACAGCUAAAAAGACACUUAAAAAUCCACGCGGAUGAGAAGUCGUACCCGUGCUCUUUUUGCGGGAAGACUUUUUCCAUGCUGGAAUAUUUGAAGAAGCACGAGAAAAUACACACCGGGGUGAAAGCUCACGUGUGCUCCGAGUGUGGAAACAUGUUUUCUACAAUCACCUUCUUGAAGGAGCACCAGAGGACUCACACUGGAGAGAAACCGUAUGCGUGCGCUCACUGCGGGAGGCGUUUCACUCAUUCCAGUACUUUGAAGAGACAUGAGAGAAUGCAUACUGGAGAGAAGCCAUAUCACUGCACUUUAUGUAUGAGGAGUUUCACUGCCUCAAGUGCUCUACUCAGACAUAGAAACAAAUGCUGCCAAAAGCUGCUGUCACACUGAGCAAAGAGCAGUUGUUAGAGCUCCUGACUGCAGCUGUGUUAAUGCUCUGUGACUCACUAGAUAGUGUGCAAACUAGUUUUGAUCAUGCAGCGUGAUUUAAUCAAACACCCAUGCACAAAGCACUUGCAUAUCAUUGCUCUUUUGUUGAUUUCGAUUGCUUCCAUUGUCCUUAUUUGUAAGUCACUUUGGAUAAAAGCAUCUUCUAAAUGACUAAAUGUAACGUAAAGCACAAAAUUAUUAUAUUUAUAUAGUGUGGAGUGCUUUGAAUUCCUCACAAAAGUCUGUUACAACACUAAAAAUGCACUUUACAACUAUGGCAGUUGUAUUUAUAGUUUAGAUAUGUUUAUACCAUCUUUCAUUCAUCCUGCUAAUAAAGAGCCAUGCAUGGUUUUACUCAUGAUUGCAGUGGUCUUCUUCACAAAUACUCAGCUACUGAUACACUUUCAAUAGGCAAAAUUCAUUGCAGAAUCAAAAACUCUCAAGCGUGAAUAUCCAUGAAUUAUGGAUCAAGCUAUCAGUUUUCAUAAUGUGGCAUUGAGUUUGGACUGAGAACUAGUCACUUGCUUUGCUUUCAGAAAUUGCAAGAGAUGAUUUUACUUUAAAAGUUAUGUAUCUCAGUUUUUGAUUCAGGUCAUCAGCUCAACUACUAUAACUACCUUACUUACUAUUAAUAAGCAGCUAAUUAGGAGUUUAUUGAGGAAAACUUAGUUAAUAGUGAAUGUGUCCCCAAAUUUAAAGUGUUACUGUGCAAUAUUUAGAAGUUAACCGUUGAAUAGAGCUAAAGAUUGUCCAAGUUUGUACCAAGUACUAGGGAUGCACGAUAUUGG